Molecule: messenger RNA, 1009 nt
Organism: Parasteatoda tepidariorum (common house spider)
Lineage: Eukaryota; Metazoa; Arthropoda; Arachnida; Araneae; Theridiidae
Molecular function (GO): oxidoreductase activity
Source: RefSeq, a predicted model, not a curated record
UUGGCGAGUUUGGCGUAGAAAUUAUGUCUUCGUGUCUUUUUUUUUCACCGACUGUUGUGGUUUUUUGUGAUCGAAGGACGAGUGAAAAUUUAUAUAAAUCGGUUCUCCAAAAUUUUCGAUAACUAAUGGGUGAAAAUAUGCAAAGUCUAGCAAGCAAAGUUGCUUUAAUAACAGGUGCAUCUUCUGGAAUUGGUGCUGGUACUGCUAUUCAUUUUGCAAGUUUAAAAUGCAAAUUGAGUCUUACUGGCCGUAAUGAAGAAAAUUUAAAAAAAGUAGUUGAAAACUGUAAAAAAGCAGGAGCGAAAUCUGAAGAUAUAUCAACGGUAAUAGGUGAUGUAUCUCAAGCUGAAGAUAUUAAACGAAUUUUAAAAUCUACCAUUGAUACAUUUGGAAGAUUAGAUAUUUUGGUGAAUAAUGCUGGUGUUCUUAUCCCAGGAACUGUGGAAAAUACACCGUUAGAAACUUUUGACUUAACUUAUAACACAAAUAUCAGAGCUGCAUUCCUUAUGUCCCAAUUAGCUAUACCAUAUCUGAGAAAAACUAAAGGUAACAUUGUUAAUGUAUCAAGUAUAGCUGGUCUUCGAUCUUUUCCUGGAGUUGCUGCAUAUUGUAUGAGCAAGGCAGCUAUUGAUCAGCUCACUAGAUGUACUGCAUUAGAAGUUGCAGCAGAUGGAAUCCGUGUUAAUAGUGUAAACCCUGGUGUUGUAGUUACUAAUGUUCACAAAAGAGGUGGAAUGUCUGAAGAAGAGUAUGCUAAGUUUUUAGAAAAAGGCAAAGAAACUCAUCCUAUUGGCAGGGUUGGAACUGUUGAAGAAGUUGCACAAACUAUUGCAUUUUUAGCUAGUGAUUGUUCUUCUUUUACAACUGGUGUGAAUUUUCCUAUUGAUGGUGGCAGGGGUGUGAUGUGUCCCAGAUGAAGUUAUGAGAUUAUACUUUAUAAAUUUUUCCUUGCUUUGUUUUUUCAAUAUUGCUUCAAGAAUUUAAUAAACUUUAUUUUGUUACUUGUUAA